Molecule: messenger RNA, 1088 nt
Organism: Scylla paramamosain (green mud crab)
Lineage: Eukaryota; Metazoa; Arthropoda; Malacostraca; Decapoda; Portunidae
Product: glutamate receptor U1-like
Exons: 5
Coding region: 177-734 (185 amino acids)
Cellular component (GO): membrane
Molecular function (GO): ligand-gated monoatomic ion channel activity
Source: RefSeq, a predicted model, not a curated record
UGCCUUAGUUUUUCUCUACAUUUUCGUUGACUUCCCUGAAGCACUUUGCAUGAACACGCAGUGAACUCCCAUAUUUUAUACUCCGCGAUCAUUGUCUGAACCUCUCGAUUCUGCCCAAUGACAGCAGGAGUGACGCGGCGCAGGCAGGCAGUGUCGCGGCGUGAAAACUUUUCGCCAUGAGCACUGGGACCUUCACCAUCAAGGUGGCGGCAGAACAGUGGGUGCCCUGGACGAAGGUCACGUCAGAGCCAGACGGCGGCAUCACUCUGGGGGGACCCACCGGGAAACUCAUGGAAGUUCUAGCACAGAUUAUGAUGUUUGAAUAUGUGUUGGUGAGGCCUCCUGACGGGCUGUGGGGAGCCGAGCAGCCUGACAAGAGCUGGUCUGGCAUGAUGGGCAUGGUGCACCGAGAGGAGGUGGAGUUCGCCUUGGGCCCAUUCACCAUCACACCGCAGCGGGAGGCUGUGAGUGACUUCGCCAUCCCACUGGCCAGCGAGAACCAGGCAAUCAUCAUGCAGAGGCCACGGCAGGAGACGGACAUGGGGGGCUUUCUGAAGGCCUUCACGAUGGAGGUGUGGCUCCUGAUGGCGCUGAGUAUGGCGGCGAUGAGCUCCGCCACCAUCCUGUUGGUGCUGGCAGAGAGUCGCUUGUUUGGCUGCGUCAUCAAAAACAUCACAUCCCACACCAUGCUUUGGGUGCUGAAGGCGCUCACACAAGAAGGCGAGUUAAGAUGAAUUAUUGACCAGUGCGAGCAACAACUUCGAGAGAAACAAGCAGGGUGACUUUUCCACCACGCAAGUUUUCUGAUCGCGAAAGGUCCUGAAUGCACUGUGAAUCAAAGUUUUCGAAAGUGUGAUACAUUUGAAUGCAAUGUGCCAGGCAACAGACGAGCAUCUUGUGCGAGUUUUACGCAACUAAACAGCCCAGACCAGUGUGGCGAAGUCCUGGCCUCUUGAAGGACUAUCUUGGGGGUGAGCGAGGAGUCUGAGUAGUAUAUAGGGCGUUUUACAUAUGCACAAAAAAGAUGGUGAUGAAAUACUAACUCACGUUAGAAAUGACUGUAGAAGUUUCCCUAACCGAUUACGAAU